This is a messenger RNA of Protobothrops mucrosquamatus (brown spotted pit viper), 1300 nucleotides long. Its product is annotated as heme-binding protein 1. NCBI's taxonomy places the organism in Eukaryota, Metazoa, Chordata, Lepidosauria, Squamata, Viperidae. The record is from RefSeq and is a predicted model, not a curated record. Bases 13 to 744 code for a protein of 243 amino acids. The transcript has 5 exons.
UGAGGUGUUAAUAUGGAUCGUAUUACCCUUGAAGAACUAAAUGAAAUGGAUGAUGAGAUCCAGGAUGAAGAACAAGAACAAGAUGAAACAGAACAAAAUAGGCUGUUUUCUCUGUGGGAAACAGUAGCCAACAGUCAUCAAGUGAUACUUCCUCAAGACAUGGCAGGUCCAAUAGUACAGAUGACCCACCAUAACCAUGUGCGAGAACCUGUGCCCUACACUGUUUUAUCACAGCAUGAGAAGUGUGAGGAAACAACAUAUGAGGAACGUCUAUACCCUGCUGGGAAAUGGGCAUGCAUCACCAAAGGAGAACCCAAGUAUGAGCAGAGCACCUCACUGAGUUUCAUGAAACUUAUAAGAUACAUCUGCAAAGAGAAUUCCCUAGGCCAGCACUUGGGGAUGACAGUACCUGUGAUUAAUGAGAUCCACCUGAAUAAGGAGGGUACUGAUUUGGUCCAAGAAGUUAUCACUGCUUAUUAUCUUCCUCAGGAAUUUCAGCUUAAUCCUCCUCUCCCCAUGGAUCCAGAAAUCCAAAUCCUAGAAAGAUCACCACUUCAGGUUAUCACCAGGGAGUUUUAUGGGCCAGCUACUGAGGAGACAAUCCUGCGAGAGAUUCACUUUCUUUGGGAGUUAUUGGGCUCGACAGAUAAUGUGCUCCGUGAAACAUACUUGGUGGCUGCAUAUCAGAACCCUAGUAUACCCAAUCGUCGCAAUGAGAUAUGGUUUAUCCGGAGAACAGAUUGAAAACAUCAUGGAUUUCUGACAAGAUUUGUAAUCCAGUGAAUCCAGUUUAGAUGGCAGUUCUAGCCUGAAGGAGAUGAAUGCACUUCCCAACUUACUCUAGAACUGACCUGAUGACCCAUUUCUUUCCCUUGAGGGCAUUAAGGAGUUGUGUUCCCUCCUAUGACUUCAGAAAUAGGGAAAAACAAGAACAUGGAAAAGUAGUAUGGUUUUCUGAUGUUCCUAGAGGGAACUGGCACUGGAAGAAUCUAUGGAUAUCUGCUUCAUUGACUUUGAAAUUUGUCCAUGCACAGUUGAGUUAAAAUGCAUCAGAAAUUGCAACUGUUCAGCCUGGUAUUUCAAAUGAUCUAAAUUCAUCUGGAAAUGAAUUUGGAGUGGCAGUCUGUAGCUGGAUGGGGCAUGGGGCAUAGUUUUACUUCCAGUGCUUACUUAGAUAAUUUAAUUUCUGGGCAAGAGGCUAUAUCUUUUAGCCAUGUAUAAGAUACUUCUAAUCACCUUUGUUCCAGCUUGACAUGGAAUAAUUUCAGACUUUCCUAAGUGGGUUGAUUUGAAUAUAUCC